UUUUUUUUUUUCGUACCUCUGCAAGCUCACUUGCCCACAUUCUUCUCACUUCCUCACUCUUUCUCUUUAUUCCUUCACUCCUUCACUCACCUCUCCACUCCUCCAUCUACUUCACUCCCAUACGCCCUCACUUCUUUGCAGUCCCACGCUCUUACACUUUCAUUUGAACUCUCUUUGCAUUCCUGAAAUUGCUUGCUACCCUUUUGUUGACCAACUGGCAUCUUUGCAAUGGAAGAAUCGGAGGGCUGCUAUUGUAUUCAGGCACAGGCCUGUUCUCAUUGGAUUGCUGCAAAGAUGGAUAACAGACUUGAGACUGCUAGGGAGCACUCACAGACCCAUACAAGAACAUUUGAGCAAGGACUGUAUCAGCAGGAGAAUCAUCGCCCAAUUGUUAAUGAGCUACAACGAGAGCUCAGAAUUGCCAUGACGGAGAUUGAAAAAUUAGCAAAGACCAGUCGAGAUCUAGCGAAAAUUAAUCAGGAACUCGAAGAGUCGCGGUUACUGGCUGUCAGUGACCAGGCAAGAACAGCAAAACGACUCAUGCUUGUCUCUGCUCAGCUGGAAUAUACAGAGCAACAGCUUUUUAACCUUACUAAAGAGAUGGCUGAUGGACAAAAGGAUUCAGACCUACUGCGAAUAGAAAGAAUCAAGAGGGAAGCAUUGCAGGAACGCGAGGAUGCAAGUCGAUUGAAGAUCGAGGCUUUACAGGAUGAACUUCAGGAGGUGCAAAGAUCAGAAAGGGCAUUACAACAAAAACUUGUUACGAUCCAAGGCAAGUAUGAGACUCUGUCUAAGCGCCAUGACAGCCUCAAACGACAGCAGCAGGAGUUAGAGCUGGCGCGCGAAAGUAAAGAAGCGCUUGCUUGGCUCAAAGAAACAACCGACCGGCUCUGCUCUCCGCCUCAAGGUAGUUUGGGCCAGGCAAUCCAACAAGAACGGCCAUCACAGGGAUCAACCGUAAUGAGUAUGCAUCAACUCUCACCGUCUUCAUCACCGCCCUAUCCAUCCUCGUUCAUUGAUCCACCACUCGCCGCACAAAAUCAAUUGAUCUCAUUAAUCAAAGAACUCGCUACAACCAACUCGACAUUACGCUCUGAGCUAAAUGAAUACCGUGAUCUGUUGCAGGAUACUAGGAACGAAAUACUGGCCCUACGGUCACAAGUAGAAGACUAUGAACAGGGUCAUGCAUUUGAACACUGAUGUAGAUAUGGACAUGCUUAGUUCUGGUUGCGAAUUUGAUGAAGAUCAUGAGAACAGAUAUCAUCCUGAGAAACCCACCAAUCCAUCAUCGGACAUGAGUGAUUGUGCAAACGAU
This is a messenger RNA of Lobosporangium transversale, 1315 nucleotides long. RefSeq lists its product as hypothetical. Lineage: Eukaryota; Fungi; Mortierellomycota; Mortierellomycetes; Mortierellales; Mortierellaceae. The coding region runs from base 229 to 1200 and encodes 323 amino acids. The transcript has 5 exons. The record is from RefSeq and is a predicted model, not a curated record.